UAUCGACAGUUAAAGUAAACAAAUAUAUUUGUUAACCAACAGUUUACUUAAACGUUAGUACAGUUAAAUAGAAUUUAGUUUAAUUCUAUAAAUUUGGUUUGUUUCAUUUACCAAUAAAACAUUGUCAUAUUAAUUCUGUACAAUCUACCCGAAAUGUAGUCAUUUCUGUUUCAAAAAUUGUUAAAUAACAAUUACUUUAUAUUUUUACAAAUGGUUAUUGUAGUUCAACAACAUAUUCUGUUAAAAUGUUGUGAUAAUUGUCAAAUUAUUUGGUGAAAAUUGUGAAGUAACAGCCAUGUUGUAAACCUCUACAAUUGUUUGUGGUAAUGUAACAACGAAUUUGAUAAAUCGUUUUACAUCAAUAGUUGUAUUAUUUAGAAACCAUAGUCACUUUACCACGUCAUAAGUAAAUUCUAACUACGAAAUUGUUCAUCAACAAUAUAAAAUGAAAUAUAAACGGCGACUUUGUUUGAGUUAACGUUGCAGUUCGUUUCAUAGUAACUGCAUAAUCGUGAUAAAUUCGCGAAGAUCGCAUUACGCAUUGUAUGUAGCUAAUGUAACCCAGCAUUUUCAUUUUGAAUGCUCGUCAGUCAUACGUUCUAACAUCGACACUUUGACAUUGUUUGAUGAGGGUGCUAAUGUUAAUGGGAGUGCGGGUGAAGAAGGCGACUUAUUCAAUUUAUUACAAAGCUGGGGGUUCUCAAGCCUUUGCCAGGAGUUUUUAGAUCAGGAUAUAACCAUUGAACGCCUAAAACUGCUAACUGAAGCGGAUUUGAAUGAACUAUUUAAAGAGAAAAAAUUAGGUAUAAAAGUAGAGUUUCGGCAUCGCCUUACCAGAUGGAAAAUUGAAAACAACAUACCCAACGAUUUUCCUUGUAACUCAAAUAGUUACACAAAUUUAUGGAUAAAUACUGACACUGACGCAGCCAACUCGUCAUCUGAAUCAUCGGUGGAAUCUACAUUUGGCAGAACUUUUCAAUUGGAGAAUGCCCUAAAGAAUUUCCCUAAUGGUAACUAUGUGUUCUUAGUAUUCGAGAAAAAUAAAAAACUCAAUGACGCAGCUCGUAAAAUAAUGGUAGAUGCUAUUACAGCGUGGCAUAUUGAAAAUAAUGUAAAACUGAGAAGAGAAGGAUUCGAAAGGAUAUCCGAAGAAAUAGAGCAAAGAUUUCAUGAUGAUAAGUUUAUCUACUAUAAGAAAAGGGGACUAAAACAAAUUCCAUCGGGACGAUUGUAUGACAAAUAUUACAAUCACACAAAACGCCUCAAAAAAAUUGGUUUAAUCCAACAAUCUCCAAUCACUCCUCGAACAAGUACUGUCGCAAACAUCGAAAAUAUUGGUGUAAUUGAUGAUCAGAAUAUAACGGACGAUGAAAUUUUGAAUUUAACUGCUUGGCUUCGGAUAAAUAAUUCCCCUUGGACGGACGUUCAAGAAAAUUGGCGAAAGACUUUUACAAGGAGAAGAAGUGAGAUUUUGAAAGAAACAGAAGAAACACGAAUUACGUCUAUUUUAGCGAACUGGCCUCUUUUAAAAAAUUCUCAUGGCUUCAAUUUGAUUGAACAAGAUUUUUUUUCGAUAUACCAGGACAAAACUUAUGGACUAAUAAGGAAUUGGAUAUAUUUUAAAAAUAAAAUCAUUCCAAUUUAUAACACUAAAAUUAAAGACAAGCAAAAUUUAACGUUAAUGAAAUAUUUAAAUAGUCUAAAUCACACUGAAGAAAUUAUUGACGUAAUUGUAGCACUGCUUCUUCAUGCUGUGUUACCGCCCACAAUAAAGCAUGUAAAGAAAAAUCAACAGAACAAGAAAUUGAUCAUUAAAGCAACCAUAAAAGACUCACAAAAUUCGAUCUUUCUGCACACGCGGACCAUUAAUGACUUUGACAACAAAAUCGAAGAAUUAAAAUCAACUCUACUAGAAAGAGGAGAAACACUUCAACCUAUAAUAGUAGCAGUAGGUGACGAUUUAAUACAUAUUAAUAGUUAUUAUGUUUUCUAUGAUGAUAUAAAGUAUAAAUUUGAUAAUUGUUUAGCCGCUCUUGAUUCGUGUUUUAAAAUAUUUCAUGUGUUAAAUUUGAAGUAUCCAAGAUGUGGUCAAAAUACGUGGAUCUUUAUCCAAAAAUAUUUUUUUGAUAUUCACUUGCCGGAAGAUAAUCCGUGCUCAAAUUUACUUUGUUUGCUUAACGAUUUAAAAAAUUAAUUUUUAUUUUACUAUUAACAUGCCUCAGUGUUACAAAUGUAAGCAAAACGCAGGGAGUGUUUCUAAUCAAUUUGAUGGAGUGGAUGAACUUAUCAAACAUUUUAAACUUUUUCAUAGUUUUACACCGUAUGGCAACUUUUACUGCCUUGACUGUUGUCAUACUUAUCAAUCUUUAAAAGCAUUCAAAAGACACUUUAAAGGUAAUAAUAAAUCAUGUAUAAAUAAAUCGUCAGAUACAAUAAAUCGAUUAGAAAAAUCAUAUAGUCAACAUGAAAAUAACACGGAUUCUUCUGUAGGUAACUCGGAAAGAGAAAAUGUUCGAUAUGACUUAGCAUCAGCUUUAAAGAACAUUGAAGCCACUGCUUUAAUAUUUGUUACUAAACUUUACAGUAAAUCAAAUUAUGCCCGAAAAGAUGUCGACCAACUUAUUAACGACAUUACUAACAAUUUGUUGGGUACGAUUAUUACUGAACUGAGUAACAUUUUUAAUACGACGAAUAAUAAUAAUGGUGAAAUAGAUAAACUUCUGGCUUUCUGCCUGGAUCCGUUUUGCAAUUUUAAUACUUAUCACAAGUACACAAAAAGUCUUCAAAAUCGGGACCUCUAUCGAGAACCAAAAAUUUUUGAAACCAAUAAUGAAGUUGAUCAUAUAAUUCUCAAUAGUACACCCUGUUUAGAUUCUAAAUCAAGCAAAGGCGCUUUAAUGCCACUACAGUUUCAAUUUCAAAAAUUUUUUGAGUUGCCAAACGUAUUGAAAGACACUAUUGAAAACAUGACAAACCUUGCACAAAAAUCUACAAUACAUAAUAUAAUAAAUGGAGAAAUUUGGAAACAAAAAAAGGCAAAAUUUGAAAAUAAGACUUUGAUUCCAUACAUUCUGUAUUUUGAUGAUUUUGAAAUAAAUAAUGCGCUUGGUUCACAUGCUGGCAGUCAGUCAAUUGCUGCAUUUUAUUACAGUUUCCCAACACUACCACAGCACCAUGUUUCAUCAUUAGAAAAUAUUUUUACAGCUCUGUUAUUUAAAUCUACUGAUAAGUGUUACGGAAACGAUGCAACCCUGAAUUUACUAAUUAAAGAAAUACAGUUACUAGAAAAAGAUGGCUUAAUGGUACAUGGUCAUCAGAUUCAUUAUAUUUUGAUGGCUAUUGUUGGAGACAAUUUGGGGCUGAAUUCCAUAUUAGGGUUUACGAAAAGUUUCAGCGCUAAUUUUCCAUGCAGAUUUUGUAAGUGUAAUCAAAGUGAAAUUAAAUCCGACUGUCAAGAAAAUCUUUCAAAAUUUAGAACCAUUGAAAAUUAUCAACAAGAUAUUUCGAAUGAAAUUGAAGUAAAAAAUAGGGCUAAACAGAGUGGUAUACGGGAAAUUUCAAUUUUCAAUACCAUUGAUUCAUUCCAUGUCGUGAAUAACUAUGCCGUCGACAUAAUGCAUGACCUCUUUGAAGGAGUCUGUCAUUAUGAUGUAUGCCAAAUUCUAACCCACCUGAUUGAAAAGGAUCAUCUAUUUUCACUAAAAAUAUUGAAUAGUCGAAAACAACUAUUUAAUUAUGGUAAAACAGAAAUUGGAAACAUUUCCCCUCCUAUAAAAAUAAAUCAUUUAACUAACUUAAAGCUGCAUAUGUCGGCCAGGGAGAUGUGGACAUUUUGUCACUUCCUUCCUCUUAUCAUCGGUGAUUUAGUUCCCAUUAAUAACAAAUACUGGAAAUUAUUACGUCUUUUAUUAGAAAUGAUUGAUUUAAUAUUAAUGACCGAAUUUAAUGACACAGAUUUAAAAUUAAUGACAUUGAAAAUUGAACAACACCAUCUGCAGUAUGUGAAACUGUUUGGAAAUACCCUAAAACCAAAAUUUCAUUUCCUUCUGCAUUAUCCAACAAUUAUAAAAAAAAUAGGUCCUCUCAAGUAUAUCUGGUGUUUCCGUUUUGAAUCAAAACACCGCGAGCUAAAAAUGUACACAAAUAAUACGAAUUCCCGUAAAAAUAUCCCUUAUACCAUUGGCAUUAAAUGUUCUUUAAAAUUUUCUUAUCGUUUGUUAAAUAAUAAUGGUUUCAAGAAUAUUAUAGCAUAUAAUUCAAAAUCCACUAAACAGCAAAAUCUCCGGGAUCAAUUUUAUUAUAAAAAUCUCAAUUUAGAUGCAGUCAAUAUUAUAGGCGAUGAUAUUAUGACAUUUAAAAAAGACAUCAUAUAUAAAGGAACUCAAUAUGCUAUUGACUAUUACUUGUUAACAAAAAAACUGCAGUUAUAUAGAAUUGUGGAUAUUGUUCUUACAAGUAACGAAAAUAUAUACUUCGUAUGUUCACAGUACAAACUUGGAAAUUUUUGCAAUCAUUUUCAAUCAUAUUUGUUACCUACUACAGAAUCCACUGACACUUUUUUUAUGUUUUCUCCUUCUCAUUUUGAUUAUUAUUCACCACUUCACACUUAUAUGUCGCCAAAUGGUAAAACCUAUGUUCGGCCAAAAUAUUUUUAACACAACAAGAGCUCUUUAGUUCCUAAUCAUAUUUAGCAUUUAUAAUGAAGUGUAUUUAUGUUAAUUUACAUACUAAUCUUAUAUUUAAGUAUUCUAUUUACCACAGUGGUAACUGUUUAUUUGUAUUUUGUAUUUUCUGUGUACUUAUAAUGAUUAUUCCAAAAUAAAGAGCAAUUAUUCUA
Molecule: messenger RNA, 4837 nt
Organism: Photinus pyralis (common eastern firefly)
Lineage: Eukaryota; Metazoa; Arthropoda; Insecta; Coleoptera; Lampyridae
Exons: 9
Coding region: 1073-2194 (373 amino acids)
Source: RefSeq, a predicted model, not a curated record